AUGUGGAAAUCAGAAUUAAUUGAAUACCUUCUCUUUAUGCUAUUGGGAGUAUUACAUUGUAAUGGGAUGAAUUAGAAUUUGGCUUAUUAUUGCAGCUAUGUUGAUGAAGUCAUCUCUUAAAUACCAGAGUCAUGUUAAGUAGUUAAUAUUACAUCUAGUAAUUUCAUUUGCAAAAAUAAUAACUUUUUUAUAAAUGUUGAAGAAUUCUAUUUAACAUAAUCAAAUAUUACUGAUUGUGAGAUCACAAAAAUAAAUUCUAAAUAUAUUGAAAUUCUAAAUAUCAGUUUAAUAAAUAACAAUAUAAGUCAAUAUUUGUUUUAAUCUUAGAACAACAUCUUAAUCUAAGGGAAUAUUUAGAAACAAUUGAAUCAUAUUGAAGUGAUAAUAGAAUCAAAAAAUGAAAUUAAAAUUAUUAAUGCUUUGAUAAUUAUUGAUUAAAUAGAUAUAAUAUCACAUUAUGGGUAUGUUGAAAUUGUAAAUAGUAAUUUAAUAAGUUUAAAUCCUUAAUGUAACAUGCAUCAUGACUUGUAAUUCACUUCAAAUUUUAAGAUAGUUUCAUAAGAAAAUGUUACAAUUGAUUCAAGGUCUCAUAUCACUGCUUCAACCGUAAUACUAUACUCUAAUCAUACAAUAAUAGAUGGAAUAAUUGAGUCUCCUUUUGAUUGUUAUACAAAUUAAGGUAUUGGAAAAGGUCCAAUAUUUAUGAUAGAAGGAUUGAUAUGUUUAAGUGGUGGUGGAUCAUCGGCUGGCUUGGGAGGAGGUGGAAGUCUAAAUAAAUAAUGUAAGGCUUUAGAAAGAACAUCAAAAUAAUUCAUAAAAUCUCAUCCUUAUAACAAUCCUAAUUAUUUGAGAAGUGGAAGUGGAGGUGCAGGAACAAUAUCAAUUGGUAGCGGUGGCGGUACCAUUCUACUUUAGUCACUUAAUUCAAUAUCCAUAAAUGGAGAAUUAUUAUGUAAUGGAGUGGAUGGAUAAUUUAUUGAUCUGUAGAAUUAAUAUGGUGGUGGAGGUGGAGGAGCAAUUCAAAUACUUGCUAAACAUAUUGAAGGGAAUGGAGUCAUUGAAGCUAAAGGAGGGAAUUCAGAUCAAUCCAAUUAAGUAGGUGAAGGAGGAGGAGGAAUUGUUAUAUUACAAGGAGAUCUAUCAAAAAUAGCCAAAUUGAAUAUAGAUGUUAAAUCAGGAAUAAGAAAAGAUCAAUAAGGAUACAAUGGUACAAUCUAAUUUCUACCUUGUGAAGAUGGUUUUUAUCUAAAUAAACUAUAAUGUGUUGAAUGUCCAAGCAAUUCUGUGUCAUUUGGAAAAAGAGGACAUUGUUUUAAAUGUCCUGGAGUCUUAUUAGGACCAUCUUAUGUAGAUUGGCCUUCUUGCAAUGAUAAUGUGUGUAAUUAGUUUUAUUGUGAUCCAAUCACAUCUAUAUCGAAUAUAAUGUCCAGUCUUUUUAAUUUAAUCCUUUAUCUAUUGCUAUUUAUGUUUAUAUCAAUAGGAUAUGUUAUUAGAAGAAUGUAUAGGACGAAAGAAAUCAAAUAUGAGAGAUUACCUUUUGAUUUUGAAUCAGCAACAAGAUAUAUGACUAUUGAUCAUUUAUUAACUGAUGAAUUGAUGAAAAAUCCUAAUUUUUCAUUGAUUGAUCUUAUGUAUCAUGUUCAUAGGAUUACAUCAGUUGGUAAUAAUUCUAUUGAAAAUGCAUGGAAAUUACCAACUUAUCCUGAAUCUGGCAUAGAAUAUCUGAUGGAUCUUGAGGAAUAUAAAAGAUUUGCAAAUAAAAUUAAUAAAUUAGCAGAAUGGAAAAAGUCAGAAAAGAUUUUAUUAGCUAUUGUGUGCAUUAUGUAUUAUCCUUUAUAUUGGAUGAUUUUAACAUAUAUAAAAAAAAAGAAAUAUUUAAAAAUAGUAGAAUACUUUAAUUAAUCAAAUAUAAUGAAAACAAUAGAUGAUCAAUUUAUUAAAAUCAAAAUAUCUAAAUCUGCUGAUUAUACAUUACUCUAUUUUGAUAUUUUCAAUUAUAAGAUAAGUGACUUAAAGUAUUUCUUUUUAGCUUGUCCAUAUUAUAUUCUAGUCUCUGGCGAAGGUAAUUUUUUAAAGCCUUUUUACUUAUGUGAAAGUAAUCCUUUUUUAUCAUGUCUCUAUUUUUCUAUUAAUAGAAAUAAAGUGAUUCAUGAAGAUAGAAACAAAAUACUAGAUAAUUUAGUGACUCAUAAGACAAGAAUGGUAAAUAGUCAAAAGUUAAAUAAUUUCAUUAUAAAAUUUAAUAGAUAUGCAAGAGCUAUUGAUGUUGAUAGUAACAAAUUUGCAUAUAAUGUACGAUAAUUAAUUAUUUAUUGUAAUCAAUAGAAUGUUAAAUUCUUUUCAAAUUUCUUAAUUACAAUUAAUGUUAUUAUUAUUAUUGAUGAUGAAUUUACAAUUUUAGAAAAUUAUGAAUCUCUAGAGUUUAUUAAAUUUAUAGAAAAAGUAAAACUGAAAAAUUUGAGAUUAGGAUUAUUUAUUUAUGAUUCAGAAGCAAAUCCUGAAGAAAUAGAAGAUGUUUUAGAUAAUCAAAGAAUAUCUUUAGAAUAAUCUAAUUAAUUUUAAGUUUAUGAAGAAGAUAAAGAGAGUAUUGAAAAUGUUCAAAACCUUGAGGAUCUUAAACAUUAGUAUAUUGAAAGGAUUAAAGAUUCAGUUUAAUCAUUUUAAAUAAUAGAAUAAGAAUAAAAAAAAAUAAAUAAGGAUAGGAAAUCUAAAAUGAAAUUUUUAGGUAGAAUUCGAUAUUUAUUUUUGUCUCAUUAAGUACCAACAGUUGGUCAGAAUACUAAAAUAUAUUCUCAAUUAUUGAUAUCUAUUUUAGAUGCUGUAAAUUUGUAGUUUAUUAUAGAUAUUUUUACCUUUGUUAAUUUAAUAAGGUCUUUAGGAACCAAAUUUUCUUUUUGAAUAAGUUAUGCUAUUAUUUUUUCCUUAUCCAUUAAGUAUUGUAAUAAGUCCAAUUUUGGGUUGUAUUUGGAUGA
Molecule: messenger RNA, 2972 nt
Organism: Paramecium pentaurelia
Lineage: Eukaryota; Ciliophora; Oligohymenophorea; Peniculida; Parameciidae
Source: the annotation of a GenBank genome assembly